AUGAAAUGCAAGAACACUCUGGCCAUUCUGGACAAGCUGGACAUCGAUAGCGAGAAGCCGUCUGAAGAGGAGAUCGCAAGGCUCUUCGGCUACGAGGAGGCUUACCUAUCCGGCGAGCUUGGCAUUUGGCAAAGAGUCAAGCCAAAGAUAUGGGCGCUGUUCGACGAGCCAUCUAGCUCCCCGGCCGCGAAGGUAAUAUCGGCAAUAUCGGUGUUCUUCAUAUGCAUAUCGGUCCUCUGCUUCUGCCUGAAGACUCAUCCAGACCUCAGGGUCUCGGAGCCCAGGCUUUACGAGGAGGAAGAAUUCGCGAACGGCACAGUUCUGCAAGAGACCAGGCCCGCGUGGCUCGAUAACGGGCAACCGCAUGUUGCCUUCUUCUACAUCGAGCUGAUAUGCAACGUGUGGUUUACCAUCGAACUGAUGGUGCGCUCUGUGGUAGCACCGAACAUAAUAGAGUUCAUCAAAUCACCAGUCAACAUAAUAGACUUUAUAGCAACGCUAAGCUUUUACAUGGACGUGGUUGUUGAGUUAACUGUGGUGAAGAGGAACAUUGACAAAGCAGAUAUUUUGGAGUUCAUUUCGAUCAUCAAGAUCCUUAGGCUGUUUAAGCUAACUCGGCACAGUCCCGGCCUGAAGAUAUUGGUACACACCUUCAAAGCCUCCGCCAAGGAGUUGACACUGUUGGUUUUUUUUCUUGUGCUAGGUAUUGUGAUCUUCGCGAGUUUAGUGUAUUACGCGGAAAAAUCACAGGAUAACCCGGAGAAUCAGUUUAAGUCCAUCCCGCUGGGGCUGUGGUGGGCAAUCGUCACGAUGACCACCGUGGGCUACGGCGACAUGGCGCCGAAGACCUACCUGGGCAUGUUUGUUGGCGCGCUCUGCGCACUGGCUGGUGUGCUGACCAUAGCGUUGCCUGUUCCCGUGAUCGUCUCCAACUUCUCAAUGUUCUACUCACACACACAGGCGAGGUCAAAGUUACCAAAGAAAAGGCGACGAGUGCUGCCUGUGGAGCAACCACGCAGGAAACGUGAUGCUAGCGCCUCCAACCGGCGGGUGAACGCGGUCAAGCAUCCAGUGGUUCUCAAAGAUUUGUCACCGGCCACCAACAAAUUUGGUGUAAACGGGAUGAACAUGAUAGGUAUUGCACUCCAAGGUCCACCAAAUCUUCUCAGACCUCCAACAGCAGCUCAACCACUACAAGCACGAGCUCCUAUAGUUGAAAGCCCCAUCAUCAACACGCAGUGCGGUGCUAUAUCACUAGCAUCUCUCCAACCACCGCUGAUGACCGCUCCGCCCCUACAACCGAGACCUGCAACCACCGGAUCCCUUGACCUGAUGCUACCCUUACAGCCCAAACUCUUGCCCGGCUACAACCUGCAAUCUUCAUUUCUCUCCAGCACCUUGUCGACAGUAAGGCCACCGGAUUUGCCAGAUAAGAAUACGAAGAAGGACGUAGAAACAUUUAAACCGAGCGUAGAUGUUAUUAUAGAAAAGAGAGAAUCCACGUCAGAAAACUCUACCAAGGACAGCAACGAAGAAAUUUCCGAAGAUAAUAAUUGUGAAAACGUAGAUAGGCAAUCAAUAAUUGAAUGUGUAAAUAAUUUACAAGAAAAUUCCAAUUGUAAUGUAGAUGAACAAGAUGUUAAAAAUGAAAACGUCGUAUCUAAAGGUGAAAUAAAUUCAAAUAUAAAUGUAAUGGAUUCGAAAAUUGACGAUAGUUUAACAAGUAGUUCAAACAUUAGCAGUCCAAACAAUAAUUCAAAU
This is a messenger RNA of Iphiclides podalirius (scarce swallowtail), 1761 nucleotides long. Lineage: Eukaryota; Metazoa; Arthropoda; Insecta; Lepidoptera; Papilionidae. The record is from the annotation of a GenBank genome assembly.